AUGGCAUAGAGAUUGUAAAGAAAUCGCAGAAGAGAAGAUUCAGAUGAUGAUCAGGGUGAAGAGGAAAAGUAAUAACCUCCAAAUCAACUUGAACUCAUCGAGUAGCAACUCAAUGAUCCAGAUGCCAAGCUGACUAAAAAGGAAAUUUAGAAAUUGUAGAAGAAGCAUGAAAAGGAAAAGAUGAAGGAUGCCAUGAAGCAACAAAGAGAAGCUGAGUAAUAAAGAAGACUUGAGCAGGAGCAUAAAGAAGAAGAAAUAGAAAAUAAGAGAAAGUUUGAGGAAGAGUUGAAACUUGAAGAGGAGAGAAAGAAAAAAGAGGAGGAGGAGAAAAAAGAGCAAGAAGAGUAUAAUAAAUGGAAAGAAAUGUUCGCAGUAGAGGAAGCAGGCACCAAUGAAGAAGAAGGCGAAGAGUAUGAGAACAAAUUGCAAUAAUUUAUUGAGUUCAUUGAAAUCAGAAAAGUAGUUCUAUUUGAAGACUUAGCUGCUGAGUUUUCUCUUAGCACAAAGGAUAUAAUUGAUAGAAUAUAAAGGCUUAUGGAGACUGGCAGGAUCUCAGGUAUCACUGAUGAUAGAGGAAAGUUCAUUCAUAUUACUCAACAAGAAUUCGAUGCAGUCGCUAGAUAUAUCAAGAUAAAAGGAAGAGUCAGCAAGAGUGAUCUCUAAACUGAGUGUAAUAGGCUAGUAAGAAUGUAACCCAGAGCAGAAGAUAGAGCUAAAAUCUAACAAGAGCAAAAGAAUCUAUUGGAGAAGGUAGAAAAGUAGUUCAUUAAAGAGGAAGAGGUUAAGGCUUGA
This is a messenger RNA of Stylonychia lemnae, 792 nucleotides long. Lineage: Eukaryota; Ciliophora; Spirotrichea; Sporadotrichida; Oxytrichidae. The record is from the annotation of a GenBank genome assembly.